CACACACACACCCCUCCCAGCUGGCUCCUGGUGUGUGUGUGUACCGCAUCGCUCCGGGCGGGAUGACCUCCCCCUCGCUGGGCUGCCAGAGGACACUGCUGCGGCUAUGGUGAGCACUGCUGGGAUCGCCUGACGCUGGGACACAUGUCGUGGAAGCGGAACUACUUUGCUUCGGGCAGCGGGCUGCAGGGGAUGUUUAUCCCACGCACCAUGACCUCCAUCGCCCCCAGCAAGGGCCUGAGCAACGAGCCAGGCCAGAACAGCUGCUUCCUCAACAGCGCCCUGCAGGUCCUCUGGCACCUGGACAUCUUCAGAAGAAGCUUCCGACAGCUGACCACCCACAAGUGCAUGGAGGACUCUUGCAUCUUCUGCGCUCUCAAGAGCAUCUUUGCUCAGUUCCAGUUCAGCAGCGAGAAGGUGCUGCCGUCGGACGCCCUGCGCAGCGCUCUGGCCAAGACCUUCCAGGACAAACAGCGCUUCCAGCUCGGCAUCAUGGACGACGCCGCAGAGUGCUUCGAGAAUCUUCUGAUGCGAAUCCACUUCCACAUCUCAGAUGAGACCAAAGAGGACAUCUGCACGGCUAAGCACUGCAUCCCCCACCAGAAGUUUGCCAUGACGCUGUUUGAACAGUGUGUGUGCAACAGCUGUGGAGCCACGUCAGACCCUUUGCCCUUCAUUCAGAUGGUGCAUUACAUCUCUACCACCUCUCUCUGUAACCAGGCUGUGCGCAUGCUGGAGUGUCGGGAGAAGCCCACGCCGGACAUGUUCGGGGAGCUGCUCCGCAACGCCAGCACCAUGGGAGACCUGCGCAGCUGCCCGGGUAACUGUGGGGAGAUGCUGCGCAUUCGCCGGGUGCUCAUGAACUCCCCGGAGAUCAUCAGCAUCGGCCUGGUGUGGGACUCGGACCACUCGGACCUGGCUGAGGACGUCAUCCACAGCCUGGGCACCUGCCUGCGACUGGGAGAUCUGUUCUACCGGGUGACGGACGACCGGGCCAAGCAGUCGGAGCUCUACCUGGUGGGGAUGGUGUGCUACUAUGGGAAGCACUACUCCACCUUCUUCUUCCAGACCAAGAUCCGCAAGUGGAUGUACUUUGAUGAUGCACACGUCAAAGAGAUCGGCCCCAAGUGGAAGGACGUUGUGGCGCGCUGCAUCAAGGGCCACUACCAGCCGCUGCUGCUGCUCUACGCUGACCCCCGCGGGACACCUGUGGCAUCGCAGGACACAGCCCCUCAGCUGGACCUGCAGCACAGCAGCAAGGGCUACGACAGCGAGGACAGCGGCCGGGAGCCGUCCAUCUCCAGCGACACGCGCACCGACUCGUCCACGGACAGCUGCAGCUACCUGCCGACGCGCUCGCAGCACGAGUCGCUGGCCAGCCACUUCUCCUCGGACUCCCAGGGGACAGUGGUCUGCAGCCCCGACAGCCCAGCAGGAUCCCACCACAGUCUGGAGACAGCAGGGGAGGUGCUGUUGAAGGAGCAGCCCAGCCCCGUGUCCACGCCCCGUCCCUCCAGCAGGGGGCGACCUCAGCAGGACUACCCGGACGCCGGGACCCUCCUGAUGCACGGGCGGCCUCCGUCCUGCACCAGCUCGGGCCUGGGGGGCUGCGGCUUUCGUCGGGAGCAGCCACGGCCGGCGUCUGGGAGGGGCCGAGGGGAGCACCAGCAGCGAGUCCAAGUCCAGCUUCGUCCGAUCGGCGGUGGCUGGCCCGAGGAGAUGCUACCCGGCCGGCUUAAGCCCAGCGGGGCCCUCAACAUCGACAGCAUCUUCACCCGCCCGGAGGCGUCGCGGAGACGCCCGCUGGGCCUUAGCCGCUCUCCGCUGCCCUGCCCGCCCCGGCUGGGGCGGCUGGGCCCGGCCCGGGUGGGUGUGGCCCGAGGCGAGGCGGCAGCGGCGGCGUGCGAGGGCGAGAUGGAGAGACUGCCCGCUCCACCACCACCACCACCGCGCCUCAUCCAGAGGAUGGAGAGCGGCUACGAGAGCAGCGAGCGCAACAGCAACAGCCCCGUCAGCAUGGACAUGCCCCUGCACGAGGCCGCCGGCGCCAGCACACACAGGGAUAUGGCCAGUAAAAGGUCACUGACCUUCGGGCCGUCCUGGCGCUCCGUGCCUAAGUCCAAGAGCAGCAGCGCCAUCCUGCAAGAGCUCCCUUCGCCGAGCUGGGCGCGCACCCUCACCGGCCCAGGUGAGUGCAGAUGGAGCCGUCGGAGCUGCAGGAGCUCUUGGGGAGAAGGGGGCGGGGGCUGCCCAGGGCUUCAACCCCAAACCCAGCAAGUUCAUGGACCUGGACGAGCUCCAGCACCAGGUGAACAGCCUGGCCCGCUCCAAGUACUGCUGACGAAAACCCCCCACCAGCUCUGGGACACCAAUCAGGACGCUGCCCUUGCCCUGCCCUCCCGUUCCCUCCCUCAGUCCCCCACCUCCACCAAUCAAGUCCCAUCUUUCUCUCAGAGUCACACAGCAAUCACCUCCCCCGCCUCCACACAGCAGUCGCCCAAUAGCCAUGUCGUACCCGGAAGUCAUUACGAUUGGCCGAGCUCCGCGGAGGAGGCGGGGCUGAGGGAGGAUGAACGCUGGGAGGGCAUCAGGUUGUCCGACAUCCUGCAGGCCUCAGGUGUGUCCAUCCGGCCCCUCCGCAAGCACCUGGCCAUCUCCCUGCCCUCGCUGCCGCUGGACGCCUGGAGCCUGCUGGGGAGGGUGGAGCAGCAGAGCCAGGCCGCGGGGCCAGACGGGCCCCCUCCACCCCCUCCACCAGCUCCCCAGCCCCCCCGCCAAGAAGACGGAGAGAAGCGAGGGAGGAGAGAGGAGGCGCAGAGCCGAGAUGGGGAGAACCACCUGCGCCUCCCGCUGUGGCACCCGCUCAACUCCGCCCCCCAGCGCUCCCCCGGCCUAUCCCGCGCCAGCCCCAGUCCUUUGACCCCGCCCAGGCCCACGAGCCAUUGGUCAUCCUGGAGCCUGGACCGCCCUGAUGCCGUGGUGACGCCGUACAUGACCCCCCCUGACAGCACCUGGGUCCCCUGCUCCCCAGCCUCCGAAACCGGCCAUUCAUUCAGUUCCAGGACACAGGGAAGCAUGUCCUGCCCUGACCCCUGGUCCCGCACGCCAGACCAAGGAAGAGAGAUGUGCAGUGCCCCCGACCGCAGUACGGGCUCUGGAGCUGACCUGGAGCCUGUGGAACAGGAGCUCUCCGAGCUGGACUCCCUCUACCAAGCUAGUCUGAUGGCCCAAAGCAGCCCAGCUUCAGCCCUCCCUGCUGCCGGACCCAGAACAGUGGCACCGGCGGCUCGUAAGCUGAUGAUUGGGCGUGGACGCUCUCGGACCCCCACUGCUGAGAUUGAGCGCAGCGCUUACGGACCCCCAGGCUGCCCCCGCCCCCCCACCUGGGUCAAUAAUUCUGCGUGGGGCCUGAAGCUGGAGCAGCGUGCUGUGCAGGAGGGGGAGGGUGAUGGUGAUCAGAUGAGACACUUCGCUCGCAGUCUGAGUGGCACAGUGAUUGGCCCACACCACACCCGCUUGGCUCUGUCCCGCAGCUUUAAGACUACAGAGGACCAACAUGUGUUUUGCACGUCUCUCUGCUUAGCUCAUUCCAACCACCUAUCUAAUAACCAUCAUCAUCAUCAACACCUCCACCAUCAUCAUCAUCACCACUCUGCUCUUCCUCCUCCAUCACCUCCAUGAGCUCCAUCCAGCCCACCCUCAUCUCUUCCUCUCU
Molecule: messenger RNA, 3715 nt
Organism: Alosa alosa (allis shad)
Lineage: Eukaryota; Metazoa; Chordata; Actinopteri; Clupeiformes; Clupeidae
Gene: usp54b
Product: ubiquitin specific peptidase 54b
Exons: 18
Coding region: 145-3681 (1178 amino acids)
Biological process (GO): protein deubiquitination
Molecular function (GO): cysteine-type deubiquitinase activity
Source: RefSeq, a predicted model, not a curated record